AUGCAGCUCAUGAAGGGUACCGACAAAUUGAGAGGGCCAUCCAUGCCCCAGAAAUCUGAGAAACAACGAUUUAAAGGCGGGUCCAAACCUCCUGUCGUCACACAUACUGGUUGUGAGUCCACAGAGGUCGACGUACGCGACCAUCUGACGCGACAAGACGACAACUGGAAAACGCCUCGAGCAAGGCGGGUGGAGGAGAUUGAGGAAGAGAACAAACUGUAA
Hydatigera taeniaeformis is the source of this 222-nucleotide messenger RNA. The record is from the annotation of a GenBank genome assembly. Lineage: Eukaryota; Metazoa; Platyhelminthes; Cestoda; Cyclophyllidea; Taeniidae.